This is a messenger RNA of Penicillium salamii, 2229 nucleotides long. The record is from the annotation of a GenBank genome assembly. NCBI's taxonomy places the organism in Eukaryota, Fungi, Ascomycota, Eurotiomycetes, Eurotiales, Aspergillaceae.
AUGACGAAGUGGAGUAGAAGGCGGAAACCCCCCGCAUCCGCUCGCCUCCACACUUCCCCUUCAUUUCCCUCUUCCACUCCCCUGCAGCCCAUUACGCAUAUCAACAUGAGUGCCCUGCCCGAUUUCUCACAGCAUUGGGACAAGCCACCAUCGGGGGAUGAAGCCCCUGAUGGUCGCCCGCGGAAGAAACGCCGUAAAUAUAUUGCGAAAGCAUGCAAUGAAUGCAAGCGCCGCAAGAUUAAAUGUAAUGGCCAGACGCCCUGUGGGCGUUGUGGGCGCCAGGACAUUGAAUGCAUUUACGUGGAGAACGCGAAUUGUGACCUCCCAAACGAACAAGAGAACUUUGAACGCCUUUUCGAUCAGAUGAAAGCCAUGCAGGACCAAAUCACUAUGUUGUCUGCGAGUGUUCGAUCAAUCGCCAGCGCGGAGCAGUCGCCAGUUGGCCUUUCCACCACGGGCAGCCAUGGUCUUCUCCCUGCCCAGCGCUCGGUUCGACGCGUGUCCACAGUGAAAGAGACACCAUUUCAGGGACCAACGACGUCGGCAUUUAGUUUUGACCUCGCUAAAUCUAGUCUGCAGCAGCGUGGGAUCGUCGAACGAAUGGAGGUUGGUGACGAGGGGGAUAUGACCCAAGAACCUUCACCAUUGGCAUCUCCAUCGGCGCGAAAUGGAUCAGUGGAUACACAACAUACACUUGAUCCUCUAUGGGCUCUCCCGAAAGCUGAGGCGCUCCGUCUUUGUAGUGUAUAUGAGGAGGAAAUGGGAAUCAUGUACCCAGUGUUGGAGUUGCCGGAGCUCUUGGAACAGGUUGAACUACUGUAUAAUCCAAAGGACCGCACACUUGGAUCAAGCCUUCAGUCGGAUGGCAGGCGUGAGCUGGACCGAGAAGACGUUCAUAUCCUACGCUUGGUAUUUGCUUGUGCGUUGACAGCGGAAGGCAACGGUCGGAGUGACCAGGCCAUCUCUUUGUUUGACAGCGUUCGAGAAGUCCAAGACGACUGUGUUUGGGGCCCGCCCGAGAUUAAGAGCAUCAUCUUCUUAACACUGGUGUCCAUCUUCUACUUUCAGAAUGACGAGGAGACAUUGGCAUGGCGCACUAUUGGUAUAGUUGAACGCAUGUGUCUUGAAAAAGGUCUUCACCGUCGAGAGUCUUUGAACCAACCCGCGAUCGUGGCCGCAGGCAGGGAAAAAGCGCUGCGACUGUUUUGGUCCAUAUACAUUUUGGAUAUGCGCUGGAGCUUUGGAACUGGCAUGCCGUUUGCUUUAGAAGAUACAGACAUCGAUCCCUGGCUUCCAGAGCCCGCAGAAAAGACCCCAUACCUGCGUGUCAUGAUCAGAUACAGCCGCAUUGCGGCGAAAGUAUGGAAAUUUAUUUCAGCUUUCAACAACACGAACGAGAUCAGAAAAGAUGAGAUGAAUUAUCUGGAUUGGCAAGUAUUGCGCUGGGCCAAUGCAAUUCCAGAUCCAUUGCGACUUGAAACUUCCAAAACAAUGGAGCCUGGGACUUCUACCGAUGAAUCACGAAGCCUACGGCGCCUACGAGCUCUACUUUACCUCCGCGCAAAUCAGCUCCGCAUGUUGAUCCAUCGCCCUGUACUCCAUACGGCAGCACAUAUCAUGCGGUACCCUGGUGAAUCAGAAACCGUGGUAGAGCUAGCGAAAGACACGAUUCGUUUCAUCACCCGCUUGAACGAUACAUCCGACAUUUAUCAGCUGCAGCAGGUUGCCUUUAAUUGGUUCCUGGUUUCGGCUUUGGCCGUGUUGUUUUUGGCUGUUGCACAGGCCCCAACGCAAUUCAGUGGAUCUUGCAAAGAGGAGUUUUUCUGGGCGCUGGAGUUGGUGAAGGGGUUCUCCGCCCAAUCAUAUAUCUCACGCCGGCUGUGGAAAUCCAUUAGAAGUCUGCGAAAGCUCGGUCCUCAACUCGGUCUAGGCGCCCAGAAGAAGCGCCUUGACGACCACACUGGAGUCGACCAUGGCAAACCCGAUUCGAACGCUUCACCAGCUCUUGCCCCAACCGCCAGUACCCAGAGCCACACCCCACAGGAUGGUGCUCAAAUGACACAGGAGCUGAUGGAGUGGUUUGAGGCAGUAGGAAACCUUGAAGAUCAAAUAUUGGGGAUGGGAGCCGGUCCAGUGCCGGAAGGAGGUCCGUACCAGCAGAUGCCCAAUGGGGGCUUUGUUUUUGACUACGGCGAAGAGCUGUCAAGUGUGAUGAAAGACUGCUUCUAA